Molecule: messenger RNA, 1512 nt
Organism: Schistocerca nitens (vagrant locust)
Lineage: Eukaryota; Metazoa; Arthropoda; Insecta; Orthoptera; Acrididae
Product: zinc finger C4H2 domain-containing protein
Exons: 5
Coding region: 135-872 (245 amino acids)
Biological process (GO): positive regulation of neuron differentiation
Cellular component (GO): nucleus
Source: RefSeq, a predicted model, not a curated record
CAUCUUUGACUUUCUUCUCUUUCGGAAAGAUUGUAUUACUAACAACAAAGAUUUGACGUUUUAAGAUUGAGAGCUCGGUUUACGAAUCUUUCUUUCAGUUGGAGUCAUAAAUAUUCUAACACAACUUUAUAACUAUGGCAACAGAUGAAAGGACUACUUUUGUGAAGUUAGAGGCGUUGAAAGAAAUCAGAGCAAAAACACUGCAGUUGGAGAAAAUGAAAAUGAGAAUAAUUCAAGAGGUUGAAACAACAGAACAAGAAGAAAAAUGUUUGUCGGAGUACAAACAAGAAAUGGAUCUCCUUAUGCAAGAGAAAAUGGCACACGUUGAAGAGCUGAGACAGAUCCAUGCUGACAUAAAUGCGAUGGAAAACGUCAUAAAACAGUCUGAAGAGUGCCGCAAUCGUGCGCUUGACACUGCAAAGCGAAUUCACGAAGAAUAUAGACCUCUAAAACUAGAAAUUGACCGUAUGAGGCGUGAAUAUUUGGGCCUAGAAAGGCUCCCAGAACUGCAUGAAGAGGAAGGGGAUUUAAUUACUCCUGAUUAUUUUGAGAAACAUUUCAAAACUGACUGGCGACCAGAAAUGAGGGAAGAGCCUACUUUGUCCGGUUUAGCACUGGCUCACCAGAGUGCUGCUUCUGCUUUUCUUGCACCAUCACAGCCACCUAUGCAGCUGGUACAGAGUAGUAAUAAACCAGAGCAACGCCCCAUGCCACCUGCUCCAGGUCCAGCACCAACUUUUAGGCAACAGCCGCCUCCUAUGAAGUCAUGCCUAUCCUGCCACCAGCAGAUUCAUCGAAAUGCACCCAUCUGUCCACUGUGCAAAGCUAAAUCACGAAGUCGCAAUCCAAAGAAACCAAAGAAGAAAGACUGAAUAAUUUUUAUGAAUUUUUACCUUCAGUGUUGUUAAAGUGUAUGCCAGUAUAUAAGUAGUGGGCACACUUUGAAUUCACUUUGCUGCUCAUUAGAGCAAAUAAUGUGUCCAGUAAUUAAAGUUCUGUAUGUGUUACAGAGGUUCAGGAAUUUCUGUGAAGAUGAUCUGAUGACAAAUAACUGUGUGGAAUAAGUAUCAGUAUGAAUUGUAAUGUUUUGUACUUAGUGUUAGAAUUACUUUGAAAUGUAAGUUAUCACCUUAUAAAAGUUCUCUUACCUGAACACAUUUGAAAUAAUAUACUUUUCUUGUGUGUAAUGUAUGUUGGAAAAGUGUGUGUUUCAUACUAUGGAGGUGCAACAUGGUUUAUAUACUUGCCAUAUUUUAACACAUUAUUGGUAAGAGUAGGAAAGAUUGAGUGUAGUAGUCAGUGUUUUACUGGUAAGACUUUAAUCUUCAAACUAAGAAUACUUAAAAUUACUUUCAGAGUGAAUAUGUUUGAAGGACAAAAUAUAUUGUGGACAUUAAAACAGCAAAUUUUUCAGAAAGAAGGGAAGAACAGUGAUGAAUAUUUUACUCAAGAUUUUGCCUUCUUUCAUGAAGUGUUUUAUCUUUUAAUUUUUGAGACUGCUUUAUAUAUAAA